AUGUCGUACGAGGAAUUAGUGGCCGACAGGAUGAACAAGUGCACAGCAACAAAACAUAUCGACGAAGAGAAGCCAGCAGGGUCCGUGAUUGCCGACAUCAGAAGCAUCAUCCUUUACAACAUCUCCCAACAAGCAGCCAGCAAAUCCAAUUUAAAAAAUUUAAGAUACGACUUCACGUCAUCUCCCUCCAAGCAUGAAUAUUACUUCAAGAUCAACCACACCUCGGGUCUACUCAGCGUCAACGAAAAGUUGGAUCGAGACGAGCUCUGCAAACCGAGAGGCACGCUGCCCCGAUGCAUUUUCAGCAUCGUCAUCAACGUCAGACAAGACAACAUCCUCCACCUGCUUAGAACUUUCAUCACGCUCAAUGACGUGAAUGAUAAUGCGCCAAAAUUUGAUGUGAGAGAAAUCCAUAUCGACGUCUCAGACGACACGCGCGAUCGCUUCACUUACAACGUGCCGACAGCCGUUGAUGCCGACAGCGAUAAAUUUGGCGUAGACAGGUACGCCGUUCUGGAGCAUUCUAGUGACAAAUUAUUUUUAGAUAUGUUCGAAUUGAAAACAUUAAAACAUCAAGAUGGUUCGAUGGAAAUAAAAUUGGUCGUGAAACAAAAACUUUCUGAAAAUUACAAAGGAGCACCUCAUGUUAAGGGAACAAUCGUGGCCUACGACAAAGGAAGACCAAGUUUGUCGGAUUUGUUGCACGUGAUGGUCAAGAUUACGAUGUCAUCCGAAGUCGUUCCUCAAUUCGAGAAGUCAUCCUAUCACUUGUACGUGGAUGAAAAUACACCGAUCGACACUCGCGUAUACCAGAUCAGUGCCGUUGCGCCCGACAAUUCGUCUCUUCUCUACUACUUACAAAACGAUGCGCCUCACUAUCGGAUAUUACCAUUCCAAAUACAACCAGCCUACGGCUACUUGACUGUUAACGGUUCCCUUGAUUAUGAAACAGAAACCUACUACACCUUUUAUGUGUUUGCAACUGUGUUGUCUAAGUCUGCAACCUCUUCAAAAGUUGCAGUUUCAAUCGUCGUGAACGAUCUUAACGACAACGCACCUCACAUAUCCAUUAGCAAUAUCAACAAAAACGCGAAAGCUUCAAUUAACGAAAAUUCGCCGGUCGGGACGUUCAUUUCUUUCAUUUCCGUUACAGAUAAAGACAGUGGAGAUAAUAAACAAACUGGCUGUAUAGCGCAGUCGAGUCACUUCAAGCUUGAAUCUGUUAGUGAAGAAGAGUACACGCUACUAAGCGCCGAAAUAUUUGAUAGAGAAAAAAUUUCAAAUUAUGAAGUUGGAAUAUAUUGUGAAGAUAAAGGCGAUCCAGUAUUGACUUCUGAAGUAAUUUUAGAAGUAAACAUACUUGACGCUAACGACAACGUUCCAUUGUUCGCUCAGAACAUUUACACUAUAAGCGUUAAAGAGAACUCUCGACCAACUCACCAACAUCUCACCCAAAUCAAUGCAACAGACUUUGACGAACAUUCUAACGCUCAACUCACUUAUUCCAUUUCAUCUCUGUCGUCUUCUUACGCCAACUGUUUGAGCAUUGAUAUUCUGCAAGGAUCCAUCUACCAAAAAUGCACAUUUGAUUUUGAGAAAGAUGAGACCCAGCAGAAAUAUUUGAUCUACGCUGUUGACUCUGGUACUCCCAAGCUCACUGGAUCGACUACUUUAAUUCUCAACGUUGAAGAUGUUAACGACAACAAGCCCACAUUCACACAAUCGGAGUAUAAAUUUUAUGUCACCCGCGAACAACUUCAUAAAAGUUCAAAGAUUGGUACAGUGGAAGCUACCGAUGAAGAUCUGGUCAACGACAACAAGAAUAUAUACUACGCUCUGGCAAGCAAUGUCUACGAAGAGGUUUUUAAUGUAGAGAUAUUUACAGGUGAGAUCAGUUGGAAGUAUCCAAUCUUCAACCAAUCAGAGUUUGUUUUCAACGUAACGGCAUCAAACUCGUACGCUGAUCCAGAACUGAGGACGUUAGCUACCGUUGUUGUAAAUAUUGAGUCGCCGUCCAACAUUAAGCUGUUGAAUCAAAUCAGACCAAACGAAAGUAUUGUCUUCGAAGGCUCUGUUCAAAUAGGAGAUGUUAUCUAUCAGUUCAACGUCAGUAAUAAACUUUUGGUGGCCAAAAAGCGUUUCAAGUUCAAAAUUAUUUCUGGCAACGAAGACAAUUUGUUUACCGUAGACAAUAAUAAAAAUCAGUUAAUUGUCAUUUCGCCACUGAAACAUGGUUUAACGGAGCACAAUUUGACGAUACAAAUCACAGACUCCAGUCAAAAUUACAAGCCAACAAUAAUAAACCUGCCACUGAUCCUAAACAACACGUCCAAUUAUCUUCCUGCCUUUGAUGCAUGGACUCGCAAUCCUGAAAACUUGUUGACAAUCAUAUCGACGGGAGUGGGAUUUAUAUUACUCCUUCUUUUCAUUAUUUCCGUUGUUCUCUUGAAAAAGAAAUGUUCCAAGAAAAACUCAAAAGUACUCUGCAAGACAGCAAACCACACUUGCGACACCCUCUCAAGUGCUAAGGAGUUCAAACUGGUGCCAAACCUGUACGACAGUGAGUCGUUGCAGAAGGGCAUGAGCAUCAAACAAGCGGAGUCUGAUAGAAGGAAGGAAGUGAAGUUUUCGCUGGUGCAACUGGAUGAGCAUGACGACAAACAGCGAGGAGACAGCUUCUACCACAACAUGGGCAACUAUUAUAAGCAUUCGAGUACAGGAGUAUUAGAAAAAUUUGAUCAAAAUAUUUUAUGGUCUGGACAAAAAAUCUAUAAUAGCAGCAUUUUGUGCACCAAAAAAGAGUACAUACCAAAAUGUCAAAGUAUCAACAAUGGUAACCUCGGAUGUAAUUGGACAAUGUAA
Helobdella robusta is the source of this 2862-nucleotide messenger RNA. RefSeq lists its product as hypothetical. Gene Ontology annotation, cellular component: plasma membrane. Gene Ontology annotation, molecular function: calcium ion binding. The transcript has 3 exons. NCBI's taxonomy places the organism in Eukaryota, Metazoa, Annelida, Clitellata, Rhynchobdellida, Glossiphoniidae. The record is from RefSeq and is a predicted model, not a curated record. Bases 1 to 2862 code for a protein of 953 amino acids. Gene Ontology annotation, biological process: homophilic cell-cell adhesion.